Messenger RNA from Bubalus bubalis (water buffalo), 941 nucleotides. RefSeq names its product PRAC2 small nuclear protein (gene PRAC2). Bases 1 to 501 code for a protein of 166 amino acids. The record is from RefSeq and is a predicted model, not a curated record. The transcript has 3 exons. NCBI's taxonomy places the organism in Eukaryota, Metazoa, Chordata, Mammalia, Artiodactyla, Bovidae.
AUGUUUUCAAAUCUCUCCCCGGGCCCAGGCCAGCGCCUGGAGGGAGGGCCUGGCCGGCCCAGCCGGGGGACCCCGGAGCUGGAGCCCCGGGUUCGCUGUCUGCGGGGCUGCUUCGAGAACCUAGAUUCGAAAAGAGCUUCCCGAGGUACUAUCAACGCUCUUUUCCACCAUUACCGUCUAAUCCGUCCUCUCGAGACUCGGGGCGAGGGGAAGCGCGAGAGAGGUUCGCAGCGAAUUGUUCUGGCGAGGAAGAUAAAUAAAAUACGCCAGUGGAAUGAAGACCUGGACCGAGGGCUUAUGGCGCCACAGCCUUGCUCCGGGUGCCUUGGCCACCCUGUUUUUUCUCUAUUAGAGAUCUCUUUUGCUGCCCUCCUAGCCUUCCUCCUGGGUCUCUCCGCCGCUGGGUUGAUACAUUUGCCAGUACCCUGGCCCAAUUUCAGGCGACUCCGGGUCCGAGCGCUCUCACACGCGGCUACGAAUUCCCCAACCCUGGAGGCCUGAGUCCCCAGGCUUUCGGAAGCCAGAGGCUCAGUUGAGGGAUUGUGAAAAAGCUGAGCCGACUGGCAAAUUUAUCUGAAAUGGCGAGAUUCUGCCGGAAGGGGGCGCCCUUGACUUUUUAAUAGGCCAAACUCACGUUGGUAGAGGGAGAAAUCUAAAAUCCCACAUCUUUUGUUUGUUCUAAAAUUGUUGCGAGAGCAUAACAGAGGAGCCCGGAAACUUGAAGUCCUUGAUAACGGAAUGGAGGCAUUAGAGCCCCGGGAAUUCAAAGUCUCGAGGCCCCUGACUGCAGACCUCCCGAAGUCACCUCGGGAAGUCCGAGUGGUAACCUAAAGCCUUUCCCCUCCCUCUGUAGGGAGCAAGCACCACGCGCGGUCUCCCCCAUCUGUCCCACACGCCACCUACCCAUAGGCCUAUCUGUCCUGAAGUCUCUCAAUUUCUGA